AUGCUGCCUAAAACUGCUUCAUUUGAUGCACUGCCCAAGAAUUUCAGGGCCAGUUUGAGAAGGACACAAAGUGUCGAGGGAUCCGACAUUUUUGAUUACAUGGACGAAGGAAUUUCUAGAAGCCCAUCCCAAUACUCUGGAAUCCUGACCAUUGCUCCACCAUCUGCCAAACAAUCCGGAGACUUUAGCAAUUUGUCCACAGAAUUCGUGGUGCCUCCACAACCAAAAAAUGAGGAACCAUUGAGGAGAAAACUCCCAAUCUUUAACUCUGUUAUUUUUUUUUAUGAAAAAACAUUUCGCGAAAAACCGCCGCCUGUCGGCGGCUACAAUCUCCUGGCUACACUUAAAACGUUCGCAUCUCGAAACAUGAGAAAAUAG
Caenorhabditis briggsae is the source of this 378-nucleotide messenger RNA. It is a transcript of the gene Cbr-tag-272, whose product is annotated as Protein CBR-TAG-272. The record is from RefSeq and is a predicted model, not a curated record. Lineage: Eukaryota; Metazoa; Nematoda; Chromadorea; Rhabditida; Rhabditidae. Bases 1 to 378 code for a protein of 125 amino acids. The transcript has 4 exons.